This is a messenger RNA of Ixodes scapularis (black-legged tick), 439 nucleotides long. RefSeq lists its product as uncharacterized. Bases 21 to 368 code for a protein of 115 amino acids. The record is from RefSeq and is a predicted model, not a curated record. Lineage: Eukaryota; Metazoa; Arthropoda; Arachnida; Ixodida; Ixodidae. The transcript has 3 exons.
GAGGGCAAUUUAUUACCAACAUGGCUCGCACACGACGUGCAUACACGAUGGGGAGGAACGAAGACAAAUCUGGGCAAUGCCAGCAACAUCAGAAACACAAGAGCGGCGGACAAUGCAACAGCCAGAAGCUCCGGUCAUGGAUUCGUCUGCCACGUUCACCUGUUCAGAGCCAUUCUCGUUCACGGAUAGCGCCGAACAAGUGCAGCCAACGCUCACGUGGAGCGGAAGUCCUCCGUCGGACCCCAUGGAGCUCGAGGUUCAGCGGAUACCGCAGAUGCCUUUGUACCUCCAAGGCGCCCUUUCUGCGGAACAGCGUGAAGUGCUCAAAGAAAUCCAGUAUGGUUCAAGAGGGCAAAGCGGCGCAGUAGCAGGGGUGACGAGGGGGACGAGAGCAGGAAUGGCGGAAAGCAGCAGUGGUAGAGGAGGAGGAAGAGGUAGU